This is a messenger RNA of Striga hermonthica, 555 nucleotides long. The record is from the annotation of a GenBank genome assembly. NCBI's taxonomy places the organism in Eukaryota, Viridiplantae, Streptophyta, Magnoliopsida, Lamiales, Orobanchaceae.
AUGGGCUCUAAACUUGUGAUGAUAACUGUUUUUGUUUUUGAUCUCAUUGCUUUUGCUUUGGCUGUUGCUGCAGAGCAAAGAAGAAGCACAGGCAUUUCAAAGGUAGAUACAGAGGAUAACUACAAUUAUUGUGUUUAUGACUCUGAUAUAGCAACUGGGUAUGGUGUGGGUGCAUUUUUGUCUUUAAUGGCAAGUCAGCUUCUAAUAAUGGCUGCAAGCAAAUGUUUUUGCUGUGGGAAGCCAUUAAAACCUGGGAGCUCAAGAGCUUGUGCUGUUCUUCUGUUCAUCAUUUGCUGGGUCACAUUUUUCAUUGCGGAAGUUUGCUUGCUAGCUGGUUCGGUUAGGAAUGCGUAUCACACAAAGUACCGAACGAGGUUUUUCGAGAGCCCGCCUUCUUGUGAGACGGUUCGGAAGGGAGUAUUUGCAGCUGGGGCUUCAUUCGUUUUCUUCACGGCCAUUGUCUCGGAAUUUUAUUACGUGUGUUUUGCGAGAGCCAAGGGAAACUCAGUUCUUUAUGGAGGUGAAGCUGGAGUUGGCAUGACUGCAUACAAGUGA